Molecule: messenger RNA, 6372 nt
Organism: Xiphias gladius (swordfish)
Lineage: Eukaryota; Metazoa; Chordata; Actinopteri; Istiophoriformes; Xiphiidae
Product: zinc finger protein 883-like
Exons: 3
Coding region: 562-2073 (503 amino acids)
Cellular component (GO): nucleus
Source: RefSeq, a predicted model, not a curated record
UAAUAAAGAUCAAACCAGGAAUCACCGAAUCUAAAUUUCGGACUCGCUCCUGACGUUUCUGGGUCACGGUCUGGCUGCAGGACGAAGCCCCGACCCACCAGUCGGUCUUCCUCUGCCCAGUCUGACACCAGUUUACCAGUAACAGUGUCGGUCCAAAGGUGAAUCGGAGGGAGUAGUACCUCAGCUGGUUCCGGCUCCGAGGGUUCGUCGGUCAUCGACAGGAACCGUUUGCAUCAACUUUCGAGGCUUCAUUUUCUUCCUCUGCUGCAGGACGAAGCUGGAAACGAACCAGUUUCUAACCCCUGAAGAAAAACACUCUCUUCUGUCAGGUUUAUGGCAUUUUUCCUCUUUGGUGACAUAAACUGUUUCUCCCUGUGUGUGUGUGUGUGUGUGUGUGAGUGAGAGAGAGAGAGAGCGUUGGUGUGAGGGGGGUGUUGAACUUUUCCCCGGAAGUCUACGGCUGCAGCAGCAGAAGUUGCUCCUGUUAGCUCCUGGACCCAACAGUCCCUCAACUUUAAAAACGAAACCGUCAGAUUUUCAUCUAGCGGCUGAACCGGCGAGAUGGAUGCCGCCACGGCUUCCCCGGAAGCAGCUGAAGAACUCGGUAAUGUUCGGAUCAAAAUGGAGCCAGACGGAGACGUGGAGAUCCAGUCGUAUCCCGUCCUCAAGAAGCUGUCCGUCAAACUGACCGACUGCAGGGUGUGGCUGGAGGGGCGGGACUUCCUGUCUCUUUACGAUCACCCUCAGCUCUGUAACCAGAGACUGAGGCACCACCGCCCGACGAACACCGGCAGGAAGAUGGUCUACUGCUCUGAGUGUAAGAAAGGUUUCUAUAAGAAGUCUCACUUGGAGGCUCACCUGAGGAUCCACCGAGGUCUGAAGCCCAACGAGUGCUGGCAGUGUGGGAAGACCUAUCCGACCCUGAUGAGCCUCGUCAUCCACCAGCAGAUCCACGACCGCAAGGAGCCCUACCAGUGCUCGUACUGCGACAAGACCUUCGCUCUGAAGAGGGACUGGAAGACCCACCACCGGACACACUCCGGGACCAAACCCUUCAAGUGCUGGUUCUGCGGGGACGGCUUCAACGAACAGGAUGAGCUCACCGAGCACCUGGAGGUGCACAAGGGUGAGAAAUGCUACCACUGCAAAGUCUGCGACAAGAUGUUCGUCUCUUACCAGGGCUUCAACUUCCACCGCAAGUCGCACAAGAGCCAGAAGCUGCUGCCCUGCUCUAAAUGCAUGAAGACCUUUAGCAACCCUCAGAGUCUGAAGCUCCACCAGGUGACUCACUCCAACAGGAAGCCACAUAAAUGCCCCACCUGCGGCAAAGGCUUCAAGCUGCAGAGCGGCCUGCACUGCCACCAGAGGACCCACGAGGACCUGAAGGCCUACCACUGCACCGAGUGCGGCAAGUGUUUCUCCAGCCUGCAAGGUCUGAAACUGCACAACCGCACCCACACUGGACUGAAGCCCUACAAAUGCACAGAGUGCGGGAAGAGGUUCACUCAGUCCCCCCACCUCAAGUCUCAUAUGGUCACCCACACUGGAGAGCGGCCGUUCCUCUGCACCACCUGCGGCAAGAGAUUCACCCAGUCGUCCCACCUGAGAUCCCACAUCACACUGUUCCAUGUGGGCGAGAAGCCGUUCACCUGCGAUGACUGCGGGAAGAGCUUCACCAUCGCCCACUACCUGAAGAUGCACCGGCUGAGCCACACCAAGGAGAAGCGCUACCAGUGCUCAUACUGCGAGAAGUCCUUCUCUUACCAUAACUCCUGGAGGGCCCACGAGAGGAUCCACACCGGCGAGCGUCCGUUCAGCUGCCAGGACUGCGGUCAGACCUUCAUCACAUCGGGCUCGCUGCUGAGCCACCAGAGAUCCAAACACACUGGAGAGAAGAGCCACUACUGCAUCACCUGCGGAGAGUUCUUCUUCACCAGCUCGCUGCUACGAGUCCACCAGCUCGACCACACCGGUGAGCGGCCGCACGCCUGCAGCUGUGGCAAGACCUUUAAAACCAAAGGAGUGCUGCGCUACCACCUGAAGAGGUUCACCGACCACCGGCCGGCCGAGUGAACUUCUGUCGGGAGGCACAAACUGUGACUGCCCAGAAACACCUUCUGGUUGCCUGAAAACACAUCUGACAGAGACGUGAAGCACAUGUUGACACAUGUGAUUCAGCGUGACUUCCACUUCCUGAGGACAUCAUCAUCUCUGAUGUCCCUCCAGAAUAAAGCUCCAGAAAUCCACUUAGAAAUCAGAGGAAAAAGAGGCUGCAGCACUUCCUUCAGAAUCAUCAGGUUUUUGAGUUUUCUUCAGUAUCACAGUGAUCCAGUGGUAGGUAGAUACAUCUGGUUGGGAUAGAAAGUCUUGCUGCUGCUCAUUUAACAAACACGAGAGCUUUCUGUCAGCAGUUACAGGUUUUUCUCUUUCCAAAGUGUUUGUGGAUUUUAAAACCCAAAGCUGCUUCCACGGAACAAUUUACUUUGCCGUUUUGUGUAUUUUUUUCUGAAGUCAGCUGAUGAGCGACUAAGACGCUAAUUUUAAAAAAAACUGCUCGCACAAACAUGAAGAACUUGUUUUGAAAGUUAAGUCUUUGGACCGACGGACCAGUUUUAGGAUGUGCACAGCUGGCUGAUGAUCACUUUUUAAUUGUUGAUGUUCACAGUCGGAAUAGUUUUAUUUUGUGUCAUUUAACAUUACCUUUCUUUUUUUUACAGAACAUGAAAUGAUAUAAAUGCUUUAACACUUCUCCUCCUCCCAGCUGCUCUCCAUCACUCCGUCUGUCCCCAUCAGCUUGUCUCAAAUGUUUCUUAAAAAGCUGUUUUAACAUUAAACGCUCGGUAUAAAGGAACAACACUGAGACUUAACACUAAGAAACCUUGAAUUGAUUCUGCUGCUCAGCGUUAUUAUGUCCGAAAGAACUGAACAGACAAAUAGACGUCACAUUUUAAAGACAAUAAAUCACACAAAGAAAAAUGACUGGAAGAAGAACUUCAGGUGUUUGGACCCGAAUCGGUUUGAGGUUAAAGGAACAGUCCAGACUUUUUUGUUCAGUCACUUUGUUCACUCUGUUUUCAUGAGUCAGAUACUAAGACGGACAUCGGUGUGUAUGUGCGUGUGGACCACUUUCAUUUUGAAACCAUGGUAGUGAGGACAUUUUGUCCGGUCCUCACUGUUUCAGAUGUGUAUUUUAAGGUUCAGGUUAGAACCAGGGAUAUGUUAGGUGGUAGGGGCUACGGCAUGCAUGAUAUGAAUGAGGGUCCUCACAAGUAUAGAAAGACAAACGUGUGUGGCAGGUCUAUUAAAAUAAACAUGUAUGAAGCACUUUGUAACUUUAUGGGCUGAAAGUGCAGAGCUGAACCAGGUUUCUUUUUAAUCCACGUUUGUUAGUUUCAUGACGUUACAGUUCAUGUGAGUCAGAGGUCAGAGGUCACCGUGUGUCUUACUGAGAGACACAGGUAUCACACGGCUUGUUCAGCUUCUGGCUUAAAGUUUGCGGUCCAGCUCUCUGAGGUUCACAUGUUCGGUUCCAACCAAGUGGAGACUUUAUCACGAAAUAGACUUAAACAGUUGAUUAGUGUGGUGAGGUUAAGAAAAUAUAAAAUCCCGAAUAUAAAUGCAGUUUUUGAACAUGAACUCACCUACACUGAGUCCAUUACAGGGUUGUGGACUCGAGUCAUGUGACCUGGACAAAACCCGAUGGCUCGACUUGAUAAAAUAACGAAAGAAAAAUAAACAAACUUGCAUCUGGACUUUGACUUUAACACUAAGGACUCGGGAUGUUUAGUUUUUUUACUGUGAAUGACUUGAUUUUCUCACCAAGCACAAACAAUUUGGACUUGCUGGUCUCGACCUGGGACUUGUUGGUCUGUACUCUGGACUUGUUGGUCUGUACUCUGGACUUGUUGGUCUGUACUCUGGACUUGUUGGUCUGUACUCUGGACUUGUUGGUCUUGACAUGGGACUUGUUGGUCUGUACUCUGGACUUGUUGGUCUUGACAUGGGACUUGUUGGUCUGUACUCUGGACUUGUUGGUCUGUACUCUGGACUUGUUGGUCUUGACAUGGGACUUGUUGGUCUGUACUCUGGACUUGUUGGUCUUGACAUGGGACUUGUUGAUCUGUACUCUGGACUUGUUGGUCUUGACAUGGGACUUGUUGGUCUUGACAUGGGACUUGUCGGUCUGUACUCGGGACUUGUUGUUCUUGACCUGGGACUUGUCGGUCUUGACCUGGGACUUGCUGGUCUCGACCUGGGACUUGUUGAUCUGUACUCUGGACUUGUUGAUCUGUACUCUGGACUUGUUGGUCUGUACUCUGGACUUGUUGGUCUUGACAUGGGACUUGUUGGUCUUGACAUGGGACUUGUUGAUCUGUACUCUGGACUUGUUGGUCUUGACAUGGGACUUGUUGGUCUUGACAUGGGACUUGUUGGUCUUGACAUGGGACUUGUCGCUCUGGACUCUGGGACUUGUUGUUCUUGACCUGGGACUUGUCGGUCUUGACCUGGGACUUGCUGGUCUCGACCUGGGACUUGUUGAUCUGUACUCUGGACUUGUUGGUCUUGACCUGGGACUUGUUGAUCUGUACUCUGGACUUGUUGGUCUUGACCUGGGACUUGUUGAUCUGUACUCUGGACUUGUUGGUCUUGACCUGGGACUUGUUGGUCUGGGCUCUGGACUUGUUGGUCUUGACCUGGGACUUGUUGGUCUGGGCUCUGGACUUGUUGGUCUUGACCUGGGACUUGUUGGUCUGGGCUCUGGACUUGUUGGUCUUGACAUGGGACUUGUUGGUCUUGACAUGGGACUUGUUGGUCUUGACAUGGGACUUGUUGGUCUGUACUCUGGACUUGUUGGUCUUGACAUGGGACUUGUUGAUCUGUACUCUGGACUUGUUGGUCUUGACAUGGGACUUGUCGGUCUUGACAUGGGACUUGUCGCUCUGGACUCUGGGACUUGUCGCUCUGGACUCUGGGACUUGCUGGUCUCGACCUGGGACUUGCUGGUCUCGACCUGGGACUUGUUGGUCUUGACCUUGCACUUGUUGGUCUUGACCUGGGACUUGUUGAUCUUGACCUGGGACUUGUUGAUCUGUACUCUGGACUUGUUGGUCUUGACCUGGGACUUGUUGAUCUGUACUCUGGACUUGUUGAUCUGUACUCUGGACUUGUUGGUCUCGACCUGGGACUUGUUGAUCUGUACUCUGGACUUGUUGGUCUUGACCUGGGACUUGUUGAUCUGUACUCUGGACUUGUUGGUCUUGACCUGGGACUUGUUGGUCUUGACCUGGGACUUGUUGGUCUGGGCUCUGGACUUGUUGGUCUGGACACUGGGACUUGUUGAUCUGUACUCUGGACUUGUUGGUCUUGACCUGGGACUUGUUUUUCUUGUCCUGGGACUUGUUGCUCUGGGCUCUGGGACUUGUUGCUCUGGGCUCUGGCACUUGUUGGUCUCGACCUGGGAUUGGUCGGUCUCGACCCGGGACUUGUCGGUCUCGACCCGGGACUGGGGACUGUUUGAUGAUUCCUAACCCGAAGCAGGACUGAAUUAUGUCCCUGGCAGCGCUCCGUACAGACACAAAGCUGUGACCUCGUCCCCAUGUCAUCAUGUUCUUCUCUUUCACAAUAAAAGCCAAAAACUGCAGAACAUGUCUCAUGUCUGUCGUCUUCAUUGUCUGAUAAAUCCAGGAUCAGGCCGUUAACGGGAUCUGUUAGGUGAAAUACAGUCCUGGAUUUAUUUGGUCCAUCGCUGUGACUCUGUUGUCCUUCUUAUGAAUGAGAGCACACUGUACUUUAGACCAUGUAAACAGUGUUUGAGUUCAUUUUAGUUUUAGUCUGUGUUUUCGUAGACGGGUUGAAUUUCCUCUUCUUUCCGUUUGAUCAACUAUAACCUGCCAGAUUAGGACUAAAUCACAGGGUUUGCGAUUUUUGUGACCAGUUAGUGGUGGCAAAAGUAUUCAGAUCAAUUACUGGAGAAAAAGUGGUAAUAUAACACUUUAUAAAUACUCACAUACAAGUACAAGUCCCUCUUCAGAGUCCUACUUAAGUAAAGGUACAGUGGUAUUUUCAGCAAAAUCUACUUCAAGUAUCAAAGUGAAAGUACUCAUUAUAUCGAUUAUAAGAUUAUUAUCACUGAAGCAUUAAUGUGUGAGCAGCUUUUCGGUUUUAACUGCUUUAUACAAAACGUAAGUCUUAGAGACGUUUCUUUCUACGGCUGAGUCCUAAAAGCUGAAUUUUUCCGCACGUUGAGAUUUUUGAUAUAAAUAAUAAUAAGUCUCAAGGCAGGUUGUGUAGCUUGAAUUAUUUAAAAGUGGAUUUCAGAAAUUUCUUGAUGAAGCUGAUUUUCAUUGAAUAAACGUUCCUACUGCACCGACA